UGAAGUGGUCAGGAAGCAGACAGGUGCAGCUCAUUAAUGCACUCAGUCAGUUUCCAUGGGAUUCAGUUCUCAUAGUUACACUAAUAAACUCCUGUUACUGAGAGAAGCUACAGAGGUGUGAUGAGCACUGAAGCUCCACCAUCAGUGGCUGAAAGAAAAUCACUAAACAGAUCACUAAUGGUGUUUUUUUAAAGACACAAGUCUAAUAAGCAGGUACUUUCAUGUCCUUUGAUGGUGUAGUGGUUAAGAGCACAGCCCCUGGUCCAUGAUGUCCCUGGGUUAACUCUGACCUUUGGCUUUUUGUUUGUUAUUGGAUGCAGACCAAAAGAGAAACGGUGAUUAAAACCCUCUGCUAGUAUGCGAUCCUGUGGCUCAGUUGGAUGAACUUCGCCGCUGGGUUGAGAGGUUGCCGGUUUGUACCCUGGCCAGGGCUCCAAAAUAAAACUCCAGAAGGUUCAGGAGAGCGAGAAGGUAUCGGAGGGCAUAACCUGAGAUGGGGGGCAAUAUCCGGGCAGCUGCCCCCCCGAAUGUGAGGAGAUCAAUACAGUAGGUUAUGGAGCAGAAUACCAGAGGUUCGACUUAGUUUUUCUGCUGAAAUCUCUAUAUAUGCAAAAACUAUCACCCACACUUUUUUUCAGGUUUUCAAACACCAUUUACACCAACCUUCUGUUCACUACACCAACCCAAUCUAUUCCUUUCUCAAAUCUCAGGAUGUGAGCCAGGACAAGCCAGAUUUGAACCAGCAACCUCUGAGCUUAGAGGUAAGGCUUUUACUACAAAGCCAUCAUGUCCUACCCUAACACUCCUAACACCACCAAUCCAAAAAAAAAAGGAGAGAUGUCUCCCUCUAGUGGACAAUGAGUAAACCAGCUAUUUCUUUACAUUACUGACAACUUCUACUAUCAGAACAGAAGCAGAUGGACUUUAAAUCUCGCUCAGGUUCAACAUCAACAGGACCGACAAAGUUCCCUGUUUGCUAAUUCUACAACCAAACCAUGCGUCUCAAAACCUGGGACACAUUUUCACAAACUAUGCAAACUUUAUUUUACAAACUGAAUCUCUGUCUGAAGAUGAACAAAAACCAAAUAGUGACAAUUUAAAGAGAAUAGAAAGAAAAGAGCAUCAUAAGUACACACAUUCCUGCAAAGCCACACAAACACUUACACUCUGGACUUACCCCAAGAUGAAGGGCGGCAACAUCAGCUCCUGCUUCGAGGAACAAUGGUGGAUCUGAAGUGCUUUUUAGAGAGGAAAGAUGCAUUGUGUUUGUGCCUGAAGGACGAGAGACUUGAGAAGGAUCAUGGAGCAUGAGGUACGCCUGCUAAUGUGUUUCAUUGUCAGAGUGACACCUGACCUCCCUGUGCUUGUGUGUGCAUGUAAUAUAGAGAACGUCUCAUUUUUCUCAUUCGAACAAAGUGGAACAGCUGCUGAAGGUCGAAAACUUUACUAUCAAGGUUUGUUUUAAAUUUAGGACGUCACUCUUUUAUAUUGUGUGUAUUUGGGAUAGAAUAAUGUAUAUGUACAUUAGAAUUAACAGGCUAAUUAACAUCUGCUGUUCUCUAUUUGUGUCUAUUUGUGUAUCUGAACCUGGACCAAAGCUUGUGUCCUUUAUCUCCUCUAAAAUGAAGUCCACUACAAAGUGCAUGCCUGGAGCUCUCUCAGUAAACACUAAGAUCAUGACUAAGCCGGGAUUUCCUGACUGUGUAUACAUACAAGCGGCUGAUGCUUUCCAAGCCUCCUGUAUGGAGAACACUACGGAGGACCGGAUGAUCCAUUAUUCCCCCAACCCUCAGCCUGCUACUGGAAACGCUGCCACUGACAAGCACAAAGCAAAACAAAACAAGCUUUGGGCUUAUGAGCUGGCGUUCAACACUCUGAAAUUCCAGGUGCUCUUGGAGGACGUCCUGAUCGACAGCUGCUUCCAGGCCAAUCAGCAACUGCCAGAUGAUCUAAUGGCCCUGGCGAUGGUCAUGCUGUAUGACGUACAUGACCGGAAGUUCCAGAUCAGAGAGCCAAUGACAGGAGAAGGGGAGGGGCUUAUAGAGGAUGUGAGGCUGGUGGAAGAAAGCCUCUAUAGGUUUAGGACUAAGCUCGUGGCCUCACUGGCUCGCUUUAGAAUAAAGCACAAUCUGGUGUGUGUCGAUGACAUUCUGCCAAAAUGUGUGAAGGAAAAACACCAGAGAAAAGACAAACUACUUACCUGUGCCUGGGUUAACACACUCAAGAGCAGCGUUGAUGAAGUGUGUGUGAUGCUGAAGACACAGGGCUUCAUCCAGGUGGAUCCAAACACACAUUUACAAGGGAGUGUGUUUUGUAGGGACACACACUGUCCCGAGGUCCUGCUGUUUCCACACCAAGCACAAGAACAUUUAGAAAAGAUGACAUUAAUAAGGGAUCACACACUAAUAAUACAGGUAACACACACCCACACACACACACACACACACACACAUUCAUGUCCUGUGUACUCUAUGAGAGUAUGUAUUAUGCAGUGUGUGUUUGUUAAAGGAGAGUCCCGUAGUCUGGCUGUGUGUGCACUGCGCCCCCUGUUGGCCAAAAACACAGACAUUCUGAUAGUAGGAUCGUUCUCUGCACUCACUGCGGCUCACGUAGGCAUCCAGGCUUCUGUCUUCUCCAACCACGUCUUUGUCUGUGGGCUCCCGUCUGACUCUACCCACAGGGAGGAGCUACAGGAGACACUGUCUCUCAUUGGCUGCAAAAACUUUCGCUUGCUAUCAGAGCAGUUUUCGGAUCUGAGCGAAGGCGACUCACGUCUCCAGAAGGUCCAAGUGGUUCUCGUGCUGCCCCGGUGUACAGCUUCAGCCCUCUCUGACCCUAUAGCACAUAUUAUUAACGAGGAUGGAGACAGAAAGUUGCUGCAGGAUCUGUCUCAGGACACUGUUUCAGACACAAAACUGGAGUCCCUGGUACAAAAACAGAUACAAGACCUGAGCCACGCCCUGACCUUUCCCAGGGUGCGGGGUGUGGUCUACUGCACAUGCUCAGUCUAUGCAGAAGAGAACGAGCUGGUGGUGAAAAGAGCGAUCAAGAACGCUGCGGUCAGAACAAAGUCACAGCCAUUUAGGAUAGUAUCUACAGGAUGGACAGACAAAAAGAGGUUCCUAAGACUGCAGGCGUCCGACACCAGCGAGGGCUGUUUUCUCUGUGUGCUGAAACGAGAGGAAACAGAAUCCAUACAGGACAUACUGGAACGCGCAGCAGCCAAAGGUCUCCUAAACGGACUCGCGCUUCCUGAAAAAGGCAAGCAAUCAAAAAAAAAAGAAAAACAAAAAGGAACUCCAGGGACUCCCCUUCCUCCUCCUCAACACGCCCCCGCAAUCACCAGUGACCCAAAUACAUCUGAAAACCUCCAACCUUCAUCCACUAUCCCAGAAGGUGCCCUGAAACACACCCAGGACUCACAGUGUCCUUCUCCAACCUCUCAGAUUGACAUCUCUGCACAUCCGAAUGGCGUAGAGAGUCAGGCUCCCAAAGCUCAGCGAAAGAAAGCUCGCAGGAGGAAAUCUAGAGCAGCAAAAAACAUCCGAGGAGCAAAAAUCAAGACUGGAACAACACUCAAACGCAGGACACGAUCUCCCCAUGUGAAACCGCGUCAUGUUCAACCUGUGUGAGAAAUAAAAACCCCCACACAACACAAAUCGUAGAAAAACAACAGGAAUAAAAUGAUUAAAUUCCAUUGGUCCAGACUGUAAAUAAAGAGAAAGGAGUUGAGGAGUAUUUCUGAUAUGCCGUUUAUUCUCACAACAGGUUACAUUUAGUUUGGGGUACAAAGUGGUGUAGAGGAGAAGCCAUUGUUUCCACAAGAAUGUGACAGUCUGUAUGUGAGUGUGUGUCUUUGUGUAUGAGAUUAUUAAGUGUGUGAGUGACCAAGAAUUCAUCUCUCUACUGAAUCAGACCGCAAACUAAACCCCGUGAAUCUUCAUGCUCCAUUCGCUCAGUUGAAGCAUGGCCACGUGAUGAUAACACUUACAAUGAAAACAGGAGGGGAAAUCUUUUACACGUGUACAAAUAAUAAUGAGAGGAGAAGUGCAGCAGAGCUUCAUUAAAGCAUGAAACACACAUUUAAAGAACGGAAUGAUCUCAUUAGAAUUGAUCGGUAGAGGAGAAAUAUAUGGCUCAAAAAAAAAAGAAAAGAAUGUAGAUGGUCAUCAUUUCAUCUUUCCUUCCUUAUUUCUCAUUAUGGAGUGAUGGAUUUUGUUUGGUGCGAGCCACAAUGAGGAGAAUGUCCAAGCAUAGAAUAGAUUACGACGAUAUAAAAUAGAAUAAAUAAAAUAAAAAAUAUCUUUUUUUUUUUUUCCUUUCAGUCCAACGUCCAAUUAUUCUUCUGAAAUCGGCCGGUUUUUUAUUCCCUCGGAUCGUCCUGGGAGCUAAAAGAAUGCAUAGAAUAGACACUCACGACCCCCUUCUUAUUCACCGUAAAAUAAAUUCUCACUUUCGCCCUUUUUUUCUGUCCAUUGAUUUAUCUACAACACGCACAAUGUUUUUUUUUUUUUUUUUUUUUUUUUUUACAGUUUGGCCAGAAUGUGUUCACAAAACAUGCGGAGGCAAAUAAUAUAAGAAAAAUACUAAAGAAUCUGAGAAAAAUAGUAAUACUAUAUAUAUUUAUAUAUUUAUAAAAAAAAAAAAAAUAGCUUAUGAGUUGAUAUGCAUUUGCAAAGUAUUGGAUAUGGAUACUGUGUAUACACACACACGCACGCACGUGUGACACUAGACUACAUCUGACACAGAAGGAAGGAUUAGAAACUCCAGAGUGCAGCGAGUUGACAGAUAAGAUGAUGUCAUCAAUUAAAAGAAAAGUCCACCCUAAAACUAAAGCGCCGCUGCAUCACUCUCUGUGAAUCAACAUAAAGACAGAGUGCACCACUUAUGUGCAGGCAGGUAAACGGCAUUAUGGGUAAUUAUAUUAUUAUUAUAGGUUAUGAUAUGCAGCACGUUCAGGGUGGAGGUUUCCUUUGAACAUGGAUUUAGACACCGGAAAUGGCUUCUCGUCCGUCCUUUCACCUGGAAGCCUUGCUCAGAGACACCGAGCUUCUCGGCGUGUGGACGCGAGUCCGUCUGUAUUGUCUUGUCUUCUGCACAAUGUCAUCACGUCGGCCUUCGUGUGUGUGUUACAACAUUCAAGUCAUAAACAAGCUUAGAACAGAAAUGAAAAGGGGAGGCGAUAUAUAUAUAUAUAUAUAUAUAUAUAUAUAUAUAUAUAUAUAUAUAUAUA
Messenger RNA from Silurus meridionalis, 5233 nucleotides. RefSeq names its product putative methyltransferase NSUN7. NCBI's taxonomy places the organism in Eukaryota, Metazoa, Chordata, Actinopteri, Siluriformes, Siluridae. Gene Ontology annotation, molecular function: methyltransferase activity. The record is from RefSeq and is a predicted model, not a curated record.